AUGACGAUAGCGGGCCUCGUCGCCACGGCCCUCGUCGUCUACAGCUACGCGUUCGUCGUCGCUGGCAUCGUGGACGUUGAUGGCGACGCCGACGGAGGCUACCCGCCGCAGUGUCUGCUGUACGAGCGCUACCUGCCGGCGAUGACCGUGCUGAAUAACGUUGACACGGUGACAACUCUCAUCAUUCCCUCAAUCGUCAUUGUCACGAUGAACGUGACGAUCGCUCGGAAGGUCGUCGCCUUCUACAAGCGUCGCUCAGCGAUGUCCGCGGACGCCGUCGGCUCGCCGGCGACCUCCCGCUACGUCGUCGCGCGCGGCUUCCCGACGAACGGAGCGCCCUCUACCCACACGUCGCUGCCGACGCGCACUUACCGCGACGCGCUGCGCUCGCGCAACCAGAUCCGCAUCACGAAGAUGCUGCUCUUCGUCUCGACGGUCUUCAUUACCCUGAACCUGCCGAGCCACGCCGUCCGCCUGCACGUGUUCGUCGUGCACCUGCUAGAUCCAGGGUUCGUGCCCACAGAGCGGCUGGAGGUCGGUCAGCAGUACGCUCAGCUCGUCUACAACACCAACUUCUCCAUCAACUUUUUCCUGUACAGCCUCGCGGGCGCAGGCUUUCGCAAAUCGCUGCGUCGGCGACAUGCGUCUAAACAGAGGAAUUGCUCCGACCUGUGA
Messenger RNA from Priapulus caudatus, 675 nucleotides. RefSeq lists its product as uncharacterized. The record is from RefSeq and is a predicted model, not a curated record. Gene Ontology annotation, biological process: G protein-coupled receptor signaling pathway. Gene Ontology annotation, molecular function: G protein-coupled receptor activity. The transcript has 2 exons. Bases 1 to 675 code for a protein of 224 amino acids. Gene Ontology annotation, cellular component: plasma membrane. NCBI's taxonomy places the organism in Eukaryota, Metazoa, Priapulida, Priapulimorpha, Priapulimorphida, Priapulidae.